AUGUCUCAAAACGUUGACUCUGUAUUUGCAGAGGCAGUUGCCUACCAAUCAGCGCUCGAAUGUCAAGACGAAGAUAUAAAGAUCAUAAAGGGGAAUCGAGCGGUGGCUGGAUUGGUGGAUUCUCGGAGAGCCAACUUUCAUCCGCUCGUGUCAUUCAACCUCCGCCUGCUUGCCCUCGACGGCGGCGGCGUGCGCGGCCUGUCCGCCUUGAUGAUCCUCGAACAGCGUCGAUGCACCAAUGAGGCGUUGCAAAGGUACGAGGAGGCACUAGGAUCAGAAGACAUAUUGACUUUGGAGACGAUGGGCUGUCUGGGCAUGAUUUACGUCAACCAAGGCAUGCUGACGGAGGCGGAGUGUACGAUCAAGAGAGCAGCUGAGGGGUUGAGCGAGAUGCUAGCACCGAAGUCUGCACCAGUAUUGCGGGUGGGUGGUAUUCUAAGCAUGUUGUAUAAUAAACAGGGCAAUUUGGGGGACGCAGAAUAUUCUUUUAAGCAAGUAUCGCAAAGGAUGGAGGAGACACUUGGGCCUAAGCACGUGUCAACGUUGUUGGCAUCCAACAACUUGGGUAUUCUUUACAAGAAUUAA
Molecule: messenger RNA, 585 nt
Organism: Pyrenophora tritici-repentis Pt-1C-BFP
Lineage: Eukaryota; Fungi; Ascomycota; Dothideomycetes; Pleosporales; Pleosporaceae
Product: tetratricopeptide repeat family protein
Molecular function (GO): protein binding
Source: RefSeq, a predicted model, not a curated record